AUGACUGACCAAAUAGCUCACGAGCCUUACUUUCCGCCCGACCUGGAGCGGCUGAUAUUUCGACUGGCUGCAGUCAACAGCAACCCGGACGGCAUCCGCGUACUUAUGCUGGUCGCGUGGCGCGUCAAAGACUGGGUUGAGCCUCUACUCUACCGUGCCAUCGUUAUUGGACCGUUUCCACUGGGAAGCAUCUCCUCAACCAUCCCGCUAAUCACUUUUGAGACUUUCGAUCGUGUCGUCGAGCUGAAAGGCCGAUCGUGGCUUGCUCGCACUGUACAACAUCUUCUCUUGAGCAGUCUGCGUCCGGCAGAGAUAACCAAGGUGCUCCAAAUCUGCACGGGUUUGCGGCGCAUCAUGGUUUUCGCAGUCGCCUCCUUCCAUGGGGCGCUCGAUCCGGUCAGCGGCCUCAGGGUCUUCCAGGGGCGCCUGAGCGACUUCUUUGACCUGGCUGCAUUGCAGUACCAAAUCUCACAUCGUCCGUGUCUUGCGCAUCUGACCCAUGCCGAAUUCCUCGACGAAGUUUCAUUAUCCUCCGCAGAUAACGAACGCCUUUGGCAGGACGUUCUUUUGCUGCCGUCGCUCACGCAUCUCGCUUGUUCAACCAACCAAUGGAAUGCGCUCCCAUCGCAGAUGUCAGACCAUGUUGUUGCCGCCCUCUUCCCAGCGGGCGGGCUUCAGGUUUUUGCACUAAUCCGUUAUGUUGCCGGUGGAGGAUCGAAGGAGCUUCGAUUGGGUCUUGCCCUUCGAAGGCAUCCGGGCUUCGUGUUUCUGGCCGAUGGGAUAGGUUUCUGGGCACGAAACUGGAGCGACGGAACUACGAUGAAUAGAAGCGGCGAUUAUUGGAUGCAAGCGGAAGACUUCGUCCAGAAACGCAUUGCUGGUACAAUUGACAAAGACAAUUAUGCACUUUAUACACCUCAUCCAAUAAUUUGA
Mycena indigotica is the source of this 933-nucleotide messenger RNA. RefSeq lists its product as uncharacterized. The transcript has 3 exons. NCBI's taxonomy places the organism in Eukaryota, Fungi, Basidiomycota, Agaricomycetes, Agaricales, Mycenaceae. Bases 1 to 933 code for a protein of 310 amino acids. The record is from RefSeq and is a predicted model, not a curated record.